Molecule: messenger RNA, 4387 nt
Organism: Lepus europaeus (European hare)
Lineage: Eukaryota; Metazoa; Chordata; Mammalia; Lagomorpha; Leporidae
Gene: CDK15
Product: cyclin dependent kinase 15
Exons: 15
Coding region: 293-1597 (434 amino acids)
Biological process (GO): protein phosphorylation
Cellular component (GO): cytoplasm; cytosol; nucleus
Molecular function (GO): ATP binding; cyclin-dependent protein serine/threonine kinase activity; cyclin binding
Source: RefSeq, a predicted model, not a curated record
CCCAGAUGUGGAGAAAUCCCGAGACAGGGCCAGAAGCGCGGAAUCACAACUUAGAAAACUAAGCAUGCCGCCUUGUUCCCAGCUGGGCAAGCAGCCGCCUUUCUGAUGGAGAGUUUCUUGCACUGAUAAGGAAAAACUGCUGAAGUCAUGAGGCUGCUCGAGGCAGAGCCCUUGUGUGAGUCAUAUGAAAGCUGCACACUGCUGACCUCUGGCAAAAAGGGAGCAAGCAAGGACAGGAGAGGCGGAGGGGGAGAGGUUCAAGCGCGAGUUCUCUCCUUGAACCCAGAAGAUUAUGGGUCAAGAGCUGUGUGCAAAGACCCUGCAGCCGGGAUGCAGCUGCUACCGCUGUUCGGAGCGAGGCGAGGUACCCGGCUGCCGGAAUCAGGCUGUGACGACCGAGACUGCGCUCGAGCUCACAGACCUACAAGAAGCUUCAUGUUCCAUGACUUCAUUUCACCCCAGGGGACUGCAGGCCAUCCACGCCCGGAAAUUCAAGAGUAAAAGGCCACGCAGUAACAGUGAUUCUUUUCAGGAAGAGGAUCUGAGGCAGGCUUUUCAGUGGAGAAAGAGCCUCCCUUUUGGGGCCGCCUCGUCUUACUUGAACUUGGAGAAGCUGGGUGAAGGCUCUUACGCUACAGUUUACAAGGGGAUUAGCAGGAUCAAUGGCCAGCUGGUGGCUCUGAAAGUCAUCAGCAUGAACACAGAGGAAGGAGUCCCAUUCACCGCCAUCCGGGAAGCUUCUCUCUUGAAGGGUUUGAAACACGCCAAUAUUGUGCUCCUACAUGACAUCGUCCACACCAAAGAGAGUCUGACGUUUGUUUUUGAGUACAUGCACACAGACCUGGCCCAGUACAUGUCUCAGCACCCCGGGGGGCUCCAUCCUCACAACGUCAGGCUUUUCAUGUUUCAACUUCUGCGGGGCCUGGCAUAUAUCCACUACCAACACGUUCUGCACAGGGAUCUGAAACCUCAGAACUUGCUCAUCAGUCACCUGGGAGAACUCAAACUGGCGGACUUUGGUCUUGCUCGGGCCAAGUCCAUUCCCAGCCAGACGUACUCUUCCGAAGUGGUGACCCUCUGGUACCGGCCUCCUGAUGCUUUGCUGGGAGCCACUGAGUAUUCCUCUGAGCUGGACAUAUGGGGCGCAGGCUGCAUCUUUAUUGAAAUGUUCCAGGGCCAACCUUUGUUUCCCGGGGUUUCCAACAUCCUUGAACAACUGGAGAAGAUCUGGGAGGUGUUGGGAGUCCCUACGGAGGAUACCUGGCCUGGAGUCUCCAAGCUACCUAACUACAACCCAGAAUGGUUCCAGCUGCCGAAGCCCCAGAGCCUUCAGAACGUCUGUGACAGGCUGGGCGGGGCUCCGGAAGCAGAAGACCUGGCCUCCCAGAUGCUGAAGGGUUUUCCGAGAGCCCGCGUCUCUGCCCAGGAAGCACUUGGGCACAAUUAUUUUAGUGCGCUGCCAUCCCAGCUGUACGAGCUUCCUGAUGAGGAGUCUUUGUUUACAGUUGCAGGAGUGAGGCUAAAGCCAGAGAUGUGUGACCUCUUGGCCUCCUACCAGAAAGGUCGUCACCCAGCCCCGUUUAGCAAAUGCUGGUGAAAAGACGGGGCGAGGUCACCACGACCCUUCCAGGGCUACAUUCCUGCUGUUUCCUUUCUCCUUUGCUUCUGCUUCCUAAGAGGCUUCCAGUCUAACUCCAUUCUGGAUCAGAGGUUUUAUACAUCACCUGUGACCAGGCGUAUUUUAAAUAAGACGUUCAAGGCAACGGGUGCAUCAUGCCUGAAGAGAAAGCAGUGGAAGGUUAUAACCAUUGUCGUCUGCCUGAAAUUUAACAGUGAUUGGCUCAAAAGGUAGAUAGAGACAAAGACAAUGAGCGAGGAGGGCUCCUGAGUAAUUUCACCCAUUUUUUGUCAUCGGGGUGAACCCUAGCCCGGAAGGUCCAUUUCCUAACAGGACAGGUGCAGGGCUGACAGUUGAGAGAAGGUGGAGAUGGAGUUGCUGCUCACAGAGGCCCAUCCCUCCUGCAUUCACUUAGACUUUCCCCCAACAAAAGGACUGCUGUGGCAAGGGGGGGAUUAGUCUAAAGGUUAGAAAAGUCUCCAGGGAAGAUGGCUUCUUGGAUAAAGUUGUCAACAAAAGAACUUGCUUAAGACUCUUUGUAAUGACUUCCUAGGGGGAGCUUCUUCCUCCACUAACUGGAUUAGCAGAAGCGGUUACCAUCCAAGCCCACCCAGACUUUAGGAGAUGGAAUUAAGCUGUCCCCUACCGCUGGAUCGGAAUUGUCUGUGGUGAUGGCAGAAGUGGCGAUUUGGUGGUGGCGAAGAUACUGAAGCAGAUGAGAGCAAAGAGUUCCAGAGAUGUAAUCCAAGUCCUGUUGCCCCAUCAGACACACCUGCACGCGCACACACACUAAUGCUCAAGUAAAAUGAGAGGCCUGUCUUGGCGAACACGCGUACCAUUUUGUAUGAGGACUGCUUCUGAAAGAAGCCAGGGAAACAAAUUACUUCUGGCGAGGGAUCAUUUCAGGAAAUAGAGUAACCUAGAAACCAGAGACCACUAAACUUGCACAUCCUUUAGAAGAACAAAGAGGAACUAAUUAAGAGAGAACUUGAAAAUAGUAAUUGUCCACCCACUGUCUGAGAAGAAAAAGUGUAUAGAGGUAGUGCAGAGAAAUCUACCUGAAUGAAUAUUUGAUCAUAGAAAGGCCUUUGAAAAGCCCAUCCAGAUAUACCCGAGAGAUCACACAGCGUGUGCUGGCUGAUGGGGAAGACAGGUGCGCUCUAAGCACAACGGUCACUCUCCCUAGAGAAAGACUGAUGGUGGUUGGCACACGUUCAGUCUGGAGUCCAACUCUGGGCAAUCACGUGAAGAAAACCGGACAAAGUGCAUAACCUACACAUACAGCUCACUUUACUAAGUUCUAUUAUUCAUGUAUUCUGUUUUACAAAAGGGGAAACAGAGGCUCAGCAAAGUGCAACCACUCCUGGGUGGCAGCAGGCGAGGGUUCCCAUGGAGACCUCAGAUCUGCUUAUCUGCAAUGUGUGUGGUUCUUCCAGCAAUCACACACUUACCAGAUUUGCAUCUCACCAAUCUGGAAGAGAGAACCGGUAUUUAGCACUGGAUCAUGAUUCAAACGACUGAGACCGCAUGAGAACCAAUGAGCAAGAAGCCAAAACAGCCUCUAUUCCUAUCAGGUGCAUCUGAUUUAAAUUCUUAUCUAUCGGCUUAAAGUAUCUACAACUUAAGUGAGGCUGUGACUCUGUGGAAAACAGCAUUAAUAUGAUGUGACUGUCCCCAGAAGACAAGGCUAAUACUUUCAGGCUAUGUAAAUAAAGGACCAUCUUGUAUCUAAGAAGGGAAAUUGUUUACUAUCUCAUGAUCAAAUCACCUUUAAAUUAUUGUUAGAUGCAACUCCAUUCAUGAGAUUUUAAAAGAAACAUUGAAGUCAGUAUUUCUUGGGCAUCUAUUAGUUUGCAGGUCUAAUUCCAUUUAAUCUUCUUAACAAAACCAAGACAGGUAUGGUUAGUCCUCAUGUUGUAGAGAAGAACGUUCAGACUCAAAUAUAAGUCGCUAGGAGUUGAUGCCCCCAACGUCUGCUUGCCUCAGCCCACCGAGAACUUUGUGCUGCACGCUCCAAGGAGGGCUGUGGGAGAACAAGGGGCCUGCAGACCAGGGAGCGGGGAGGAAGAGCUGCAGAGUAGGGAAACUCCACGCAGAGGAUUAAGAACUCCCAGAAAGCAGCUGGCCUCCACUGGGUGGCCACGGAGCUAGGACAAGCGACUGGAAGCUGGGGGAUGCUACUUCGGUUCAGCAGAAGGAGUUCGGGAACACUUUUCACCUGUCCACUGAUGUAUUCAAUCCCCAGAAGCCCAGACUCCCUCUGCCUCGCUGAAGGCAAGGGAAGCUGUAGGAAGGCUUCUCACAUGGGAGAUGAGAACAGCUCACCUCUGAGUUUCCAUCUCAUUCCAGGCUCUCUAGCGACUUUGGAACAACAGUACAGCUGGAAUCGUAAAAAGCAUGAUGCAAGAAUGGGCCAAUUCAUGUUAUGUACUAGAAAAGGAUUUUUUUCCUAAACUGGAGGUUGACAAGGUUAUCCUCUUUCGUCACAAGGGAAGAUAAAUCGAGGUGGGCACUGUGGUGCAGCAGGUUGGGCUGCCUCUUGGGAUGCCCACAUUCAAUAUUGAAGUGCCAGGUUCGCAUCCCAGCUCCUCCGCUGCUGAUGCGGCUUCCUUGCCUGAGAGUCAGCAGAUGACGGUGCAAGAACUGGAGUUCCUGCCACCCGCAUAGGAAUUCCCAGUUCCCAGCUGCAGGUGUUCCCAGCUCAAGCUGUUGUAGGCCUGUUGUAGGAUGUGAACCAGCAGAUGGAAGAUCCCUCCCUCUGUGUGUGUG